AUGGUGACCACCGAUCAAAAACCAACCGCGGUCAUCCCGCCGACCUUACCACAGGCAACUGUUCAGCCGACUCAGGAGCAUUUCUCUGCACCAGCUGAGUGGAUGCAUUCGGAUGACAAGUCGAUGGUCAAUGCUCUCGGCAUCAGCUCUGGAGGCGGAGCCGAUCAACUUCUUGUCGCUCCUUCAACCGUCAUCUACACGCUAUACCACUCUUUUGUUUCUCGGAUUAUCCAAGGAUCAUCUCAAGCUUCGAUUUUCUUGCAGCAAGAACUCCAAGCUGAUUUAAAUGAGCACGCAAAGGUGAGCUGCUGGGCAUAUUUCAUCGAUACAGCAUCUAAUACUUUGACAAGUUUGGGGUUGAAUCAUGAGCUUGCCACCAACUGCUAUGGUUGGCAUGUCCUGCAACAAGCGCUCCACUGCGAAGAAGAUACUUGCCUCGUAAUCAUUUCCGAAUUACUUCUUGAGGACCCCGCUCAGACACUAGUGAAUAGACAUGCCAGUCAUGUCUGGAGUAAGAUCACGGAGUUCUCGUGGACUCCUUCGGUGUCACCAAUCUUUACCUUAAAUGGCUUCCUUGAUUUCGAUCUGUCGCUGAACACGAUGCUGAUUCUAUGCGUAGUUGGGGCCAAUCAGUUUGGUAUCGCCAUUCGCUCCGAUGACGAUAAAUGUCGGUGUAGACGAUCCUGGUUCAUGGAGGCAUCUGUUGGUACAAUUCCCAUGAUGGAGGAGCAUAUUCUGGACAGGGUGACCACCGUCUGGCCAUAA
Molecule: messenger RNA, 765 nt
Organism: Desarmillaria tabescens
Lineage: Eukaryota; Fungi; Basidiomycota; Agaricomycetes; Agaricales; Physalacriaceae
Exons: 7
Coding region: 1-765 (254 amino acids)
Source: RefSeq, a predicted model, not a curated record